Molecule: messenger RNA, 1356 nt
Organism: Phymastichus coffea
Lineage: Eukaryota; Metazoa; Arthropoda; Insecta; Hymenoptera; Eulophidae
Gene: mRpS22
Product: small ribosomal subunit protein mS22
Exons: 3
Coding region: 119-1156 (345 amino acids)
Cellular component (GO): mitochondrial small ribosomal subunit
Molecular function (GO): structural constituent of ribosome
Source: RefSeq, a predicted model, not a curated record
GAAUUGUGACUGUCAUGUAUUUGUGCAUGGUAUGGGAGUUUACAGAAUGUGCAAGGUGAAGUACGAGGUCGCAGCAGAAUAAGUUUUAUUUAAAUAAUUGUAAUUAUUACUUAUCGUCAUGCUAUUCCGAGGAUUCAAUCUUAUAGUACGACUUUCUUCACAUCGACGCGUGUUGCGAAAAGCGAUUAGAGGUUUUGCAUCUUCGGCAACGGGUUCAUAUAGUGAUAAAGAUCCUGCACCUUACUUUUUUAAUGAAGAAGUGCAAAAGUUUCUUAAAGUUAUAACUCGGCCGGAACAUGAUAAAGUUUUUAGGAGACAAUUAGAUGGUAGAGAAAUUGAAGAACCUGUAUACAAGUUUAUGACAGAAAGAGAUUUAAAAAAGGCUUUAGAUACGGCCAAUCAAAAUAUGGAAGAACUUUUGCAAAUGCCUCCAGUAGUAAAAGUGAGAGAAGAAAAUGUUCGUAUAUUAUCCAAGGAUCCAGCUCUGCAGGGUUAUGAUGAUUGUAAAUUUGUUUUCACUGAUAUUAGUUUUGGAAUAAAGAAUAAAGACAGAACCAUUGCAGUUAGAGAACCAGAUGGCACAUUGAGAACUGCUAAUCAUAGUGAAAGAGAUCGUUUAAAUCAAAUUUAUUUUCCUUUGAAAGGAAGAGAAAUUUACAUGCCAAAAAUGUUUUUACAGGAAAAUUUGGAGCCCAUACUCAACAGAGGAGAUUAUGAAUUCAUCUUAAAUCGAGCCUGUAUACAGUUUGAUCCAGACAAUCCAGAAUACCAUAGAAUAACUCAGGUUACCUAUGACCACAUAGAUGAACAUCAACAGUUUGAUAAAUUAAGAUCAACGAGGCACUUUGGACCUAUGGUAUUUUAUUUAGCAUGGAAUAAAAAAGUAGAUAAUUUACUUCUAGAAAAUAUAACAACUGAUAGAAUUGAAGAUGCUGCAUUAAUUUUAAAAGUCUAUUAUAAAUUGAAUCCCAGUGACAAUCCCAUUGAAGAAGAGGAUCAUGUUAAGUUGAUACAACAUUACAUUAAGACAGAGAGUAAUAUUAAACGGAAGUUAGAUCAUGCUUUCAAAACUUUCUUAGAAAUAGAAGCUGCAACAAAGAAAUUGGAAGAAAACAUUGCUAUAGCGCAUGGACAAAAGAUCACAGACACUACGUAAUCCAUGAAAGUGAUACCUUUGGUGUAUUUUAUUGCUGAAAGUAUUUGUUUUUAUAUUUAACCAAUGUCCUUUAAUUUUGGAAUAAAUUUUGAUUUAGCUGUUUAUUUGUGUAUUGGCAGAGCAAAGUAAAAAAGUCAAACGAUAAUAGUAUACUCGAGGUGAAAACAAAAGAAAAGAGAUUGUCAACAGUUGUUAUUGAA